This is a messenger RNA of Mastomys coucha (southern multimammate mouse), 1608 nucleotides long. It is a transcript of the gene Trim13, whose product is annotated as tripartite motif containing 13. The transcript has 3 exons. Lineage: Eukaryota; Metazoa; Chordata; Mammalia; Rodentia; Muridae. Gene Ontology annotation, biological process: positive regulation of canonical NF-kappaB signal transduction; innate immune response; positive regulation of macroautophagy. The coding region runs from base 194 to 1420 and encodes 408 amino acids. The record is from RefSeq and is a predicted model, not a curated record. Gene Ontology annotation, molecular function: zinc ion binding.
UGCGCAGGCGCAGACGGCGGGAAGCAGAGGGCGUGGUCGCCGUGUCCAUUUUGCACCGGCGCAGCCAGGCCCCAGUUGUCUGGUGGAGCGCUCUCCAGUUUUACAGUCAAACCGUGAGGGAAAAGAAACCGGCUUUCGCCAGAGAAAUAGAAAGCUUGCCAAAAGCAUACGCUUGCUGAGAUCAAAGGAUGUGAUGGAGCUGCUUGAAGAAGACCUCACAUGUCCAAUUUGCUGCAGUUUGUUUGAUGACCCCCGAGUGUUGCCCUGCUCACACAACUUCUGCAAAAAAUGCUUGGAAGGGCUCUUAGAGGGGAAUGUGCGGAAUUUACUGUGGAGACCAUCUCCAUUCAAGUGUCCUACCUGCCGUAAGGAAACUUCAGCUACUGGAGUCAAUAGUCUUCAGGUUAAUUACUCCCUAAAGGGCAUUGUGGAGAAAUACAACAAAAUCAAGAUUUCUCCCAAAAUGCCCGUGUGCAAAGGACAUUUGGGGCAGCCCCUCAACAUCUUCUGUGUAACUGACAUGCAGCUGAUUUGUGGGAUCUGCGCUACCCGUGGCGAUCACACCAAGCAUGUCUUCUCUUCUAUUGAAGAUGCCUACACUCAGGAAAGGGAUGCCUUUGAGUCCCUCUUUCAGAGUUUUGAGACUUGGCGCCGGGGCGAUGCUCUUUCCCGCCUGGACACUUUGGAAACAAACAAGAGGAAAUCCCUCCAGUUACUCACUAAAGAUUCAGAUAAAGUAAAGGAGUUUUUUGAGAAGUUACAACACACAUUGGAUCAAAAGAAGAAUGAAAUCCUGUCCGACUUUGAAACUAUGAAGCUUGCAGUUAUGCAAACCUAUGACCCGGAGAUCAACAAAAUCAACACUAUUUUACAGGAGCAGCGGAUGGCCUUCAACAUUGCUGAGGCUUUCAAAGAUGUCUCGGAACCUAUUAUAUUUUUGCAACAGAUGCAAGAGUUCAGGGAGAAAAUCAAAGUAAUCAAGGAAACUCCUUUGCCACUCUCUAAUUUGCCCACAAUCCCUUUAAUGAAGAACUUUGAUACCACUCAGUGGGGGGACAUUAAACUAGUUGAUGUGGAUAAACUGUCUUUGCCUCAAGACACAGGCAAAGUGUUUACCAGCAAGAUUCCCUGGUACCCCCAUUUGCUGCUCAUGGUGGUGGUUCUGCUGGGUCUCCUCGUAUUCUUUGGCCCAGCUGUAUUCUUGGAGUGGUCUCCACUUGAUGAAUUGGCAGCUUGGAAAGACUAUCUAUCAAGCUUCAGUUCUUACCUGACUAAGUCAGCUGAUUUUGUAGAACAGUCUGUUUUUUACUUUGGACAGGUGACAGAUGGCUUUUUCAUUUUUAGUGAAAGAGUAAAAAAUGUUAGUUUGGUGGCACUGAACUAUGUGGCAGAAUUUGUAUGCAAAUACAAACUAUUAUAAAGUCUUUCAAUUAUACAGUUCUGUUUCUUGAUGGGAUUGUUAGAGAACACAGGAAUAAUUCAGAUCUGAUCAAGAUUCCAAUCUUUUUCUUUUUAAAGUAUUUCUUUAAUGUCAUUUGAAGUUUUGUAGUCGUAAACCUUCCCUUCCUUCUUAAAGACUGUUUUAAAAUAAAUAUUGUUUCUCUAAAC